AGGCCUAUCUGGUAAAGGAAAAGGUCCUUGAUGUUACAGAAAACAUUUAACUGAUUCAGAAAAAAAUACUUUAAUUCGUGUGUAUUGUAUUUUUAUCUAAUAAACCACCUUACAUUACAACGCAUGCUGGUGUUGGGUAGUGCGCUACAAAUUGUAAUUACGGUAAAGAACCCCUCCCCUAUCCUGUUGUGUGUGUCGUCAUCUCGCUCUCAGGGAAGGGAAAAUAGGAAAUCUGUCGGGAAGGAAAGGGGAAGCGUAGUGAACAAACCGAGGAACAUACCUAUACUCUAUUCUAGGUUGGUCCUUAAAGAGUACACAAUCCAUGGCGGUUUAGCUAUUCACGUUUAGCGUUAGUUUACACAUGUUUAUGUAAUCUAGGUAAAGCUAUUUGGUGAAUAGUGGAAAUUCGACUUCACUACUCGGUCGUGCAGUGGGGCAAGAACGCCCAGAAUUGGAAUUGCAAACACUUGCUACCGCAGCAGUUGGACAUUUCAGUCUGUUUCGAUAGGCCUGGAUCCCUGUUCAAACGUCUGGGGACUUGCAUGAAAACAACAAAAGAACCACCCGAAAUUGUGUGAAUGGAGCAGUGUGAGAGUGCCGCCUCUCUCCUGGCCUCUGUGCGUGAGCAGGAGCGGCAGUUUGAGCGUCUGACUCGUGCUCUGGAGGAGGAGAGGAGGUGUGGAGGCACCCUCCCGCGCCCUCCCCCCACUCUACAGAAUGGCCGUGUUUCUUGUGAUGCGGACAUAGAGAGGCUCACACUGAACGAGGGAUACGUCAACGGGACACAUUACAGGAUGGAGCCGGGUCACGCCGUUCAGGAGACGUUUACCGUGGAGGAGGACCCUCAGGAAGCUCCCCCCGUCAUCUCCGUGGAAACCAGCGAAGAUGGCACCACGCGCCGCACAGAAACUACGGUAAAGAAGGUAGUGAAGACUACCAUGACUCGUACAGUCAUCCCCUCUGUGUCUGACAACCUCUCCCUGGAUGGAGGGGGGUCUAUGACAGGUAUGGGGGGUUACACCACCCCCAUGGAGCGGGUCUACAGACAGCCAGGGCCUCCCAUGGACUACCCCACCAACACCGUGCCCCGAAACUACCAGUACGGACCCCCGGCGGGGUACGACGACUACCGCCAGGGCCCUCCCUCCAUAGGGGAGACCUACGCCAGCCUGAGCAGGGGAGCACGCAUGGACGACCGCUACAGGCCAGCGGAUGGGUACCGGACCCUGGACUCAGGAUACAGAGCCAUCAGCAGGAACCAGCUGGACCCAUACGCAGCACAGCCACAGGUGGGUCGUAUGGGCAGUGCGUUGGAGCUGUCGGGGAUGCAGAGGUUUGUCGCCGAGCCGUAUGGUCUGGAAGAUGACCAGAGGAGUGUGGGAUAUGACGAGGCAGACUACGGCAUGGGACCGGCCAUCCACUACGGGACAGUACCACGCAACCAGCACGCCUUUAACCACGGACCGCCCCGCAGGACAGGGAGCUAUGAAGGGACUCUGGAUGGAGACAUGAGUGGAGCUGGGGACAUGUACUACUGGGGUGGUGCUCCCCUGGCCCAGGGAGAGAGGGGUAGCAUGGCCUCAUUGGACAGCACCCUGAGGAAAGGCCCCGCCGCCACUUCCUGGAGACAGCCUGAGCUGCCGGAGGUCAUCGCCAUGCUUAACUACAGACUGGACCCUGUCAAGAGCAACGCUGCCGCAUACCUGCAGCACCUCACCUUUAAGAACGACAAGGUGAAGACAGAUGUCCGUCGUAUGAAAGGUAUCCCAUCCCUGGUGUCCAUGUUAGACAACCCUAAGAAGGAGGUUCACCACGCUGCCUGCGGCGCGCUCAAAAACAUCUCUUACGGACGAGACGCUGACAAUAAGAUCGCCAUCAAGAACUGUGAUGGAAUACCGGCCCUGGUCAGACUACUGAGGAAGACCAGAGACCAAGACCUGACCGAUACUAUCACAGGCACGCUGUGGAACCUGUCGUCUCACGACUCGGUGAAGAUGGAGAUCGUUGACCACGCGCUGCACGCCCUCUCAGACGAGGUGAUGGUGCCGCACUCGGGCUGGGAGAGGGCGAAUGAGGGAGGAGGAGAGGAGAACCUCAAACCACGACACCUGGAGUGGGAGACGGCCCUCACCAACACAGCUGGCUGUCUGAGGAACGUGAGCUCAGAGCGCAGUGAGGCCAGGAGGAAGCUGAGAGAGUGCACAGGAUUAGUCGACUCGCUCAUGUACAUCGUCCAAUCACAGAUAAACCUGAAAGACGUGGACAACAAGCUGAUAGAGAACAGUAUGUGUCUGCUGAGGAAUCUGUCCUAUCAGGUGCACCGGGAGGUGCCGGGCGCUGAGCGCUACCAGGAAGCCAUGUCCCUCAACCAGGGCCCCGCCCCCUCCACUGGAAAGACCAACCGCUUCAGCUCCCGCAGGGGCAAAGACGAGUGGUGUUCUAAAGGGAGAAAUAAUGAGGACGGAGCAGGAGAUAUGAUUGACAUUCCAAAGAGGACCACACCUGCCAAAGGUUAUGAGUUGUUGUUCCAGCCAGAGGUGGUGCGUGUCUACACCUCUCUGUUGAAGGAGAGUAAGAACCCCACCGUGCUGGAAGCCUCCGCCGGAGCCGUGCAGAACCUGUGUGCCGGACGCUGGACCUAUGGGCGGUAUAUCCGUGCGUUGUUGCGUCAGGAGAAGGGUCUUCCCAUGAUGACAGAGCUGUUGGCCCAUGGUAACGACCGGGUGGUCAGGGCCAUGUCUGGAGCUCUGAGGAACCUGGCUAUUGACGCACGCAACAGAGACCUGCUGGGUAAACAUGCAGUUCCCCACCUGGUAUCCAACCUGCCUGGUGGGGGUCAGAGCCAGCCUGUGAGGGCUCUGUCAGAGGAGACGGUGGUGUCUGUACUGAGCACCCUUCAUGAGGUACUGGGCUCCAGCCUGGACGCUGCCAAGCUCCUCAGAGCCUCGCAGGGCAUCGAGAGACUGGUGCUCAUCAAUAAGGACAGUAACCGGUCAGAGCGAGAGGUGCGUGGUGCAGGCCUGAUACUCCAGUUAGUUUGGGGCUAUAAGGAGUUGAGGAAGACCCUGGAGAAGGAUGGCUGGAAGAAGACAGACUUCAUGGUGAAUCUCAACCCCCCCAACAACUCCCAGCCCCGGGUCAACGGAGGAUAUGAAGACAGCACGCUGCCGCUCAUAGACAGGGGAGGAGGAAACAGAGAGAGAGACAUGAUUCCACUAAAUGAUAUGGGACCAGAUGCCUACUCCACACUGGACCAGAGGGGGAGGAAGAACACUCUGGACGCAACACUCGAGCCUGCUGACAAAGACACAGCACAGGGAGGGCUGUAUGAGGAGAGGCGGGACUCUGUUCCUCUCAUGGACUCUUAUGACGGUUAGGCCACACCCCCUCACACACUGCAUGUGAGUGCAUGAGAAACUGAUAGUGUGCAUCACUAGAAGAGAGCAGCCUCUUCCAGCCUACUGCCCCUGCUGAACCUCUGGACACAACACUGACUCCACUAGGACUGGACUCUCUCUCCUUCUGUCUCUCUCCCGUUUUCUGACUAUUUUUCUCUCUUUUCUUUCUCUCUCUCUCGCCCCUUCUCUCUUUCUCUCUCCUCUCUCAUUUUCUGACUCACUCUCUUCAUCUCUCUUUUUCCCGCUAUCACUCUCGGGUUCUGUGACAUAAGCCACUUGCAUGACCUCCAGCCUUCCUCACCUCCCUACUCUCUUUCUAUCUCUCUGUCCCUCUCUCCCUAUCUCUCCAUAUCUCUCUCUAUCUCUCUGUCCCUCUCUCCCUAUCUCUCCCUAUCCCUCUGUCUUGCAUUCCUCUCUUUAGACACAGACAGACUUGUAUCCACUAAAGGAACACUAUGGACUCCUGACAUCCUCAUGACAUCCCUUCUACCUGUCAACACUACUAUGACACAAGACCACAUCCUAUUUAGUAACCCCUCCCAUCCACAGUGACACACUAAUGACUCACCUUUGAACUCACCUAGAAGCUCCUCCAACACUACACUAACUCCUCCCACCACAAUACGGACAGUUGUGACUUCAUCUCGGAACUGGGAACGUUCACCACCACAGUAGCAAAGCUAAUCAAAAGGGAACUGUUGGAAUGGGAUUCAAACUGUAACUGAACUUAAACUGACAAACCGCUUUUUUUACUGGAAUGGUUAAAACCACAUUUCUGGAAGUGACCGUGACGAUUUCCAGUCAAGGUUUUUUUCUUGUGAUAACUAAUUACCACUAAACUUCUGCUGUGUUCCAACAAAGAAUCAAUGUUUGUUCUACU
Coregonus clupeaformis (lake whitefish) is the source of this 4278-nucleotide messenger RNA. RefSeq names its product catenin (cadherin-associated protein), delta 1 (gene ctnnd1). Gene Ontology annotation, molecular function: cadherin binding. NCBI's taxonomy places the organism in Eukaryota, Metazoa, Chordata, Actinopteri, Salmoniformes, Salmonidae. Gene Ontology annotation, biological process: cell-cell junction assembly; cell-cell adhesion. The record is from RefSeq and is a predicted model, not a curated record. The coding region runs from base 579 to 3377 and encodes 932 amino acids. Gene Ontology annotation, cellular component: cytoplasm; nucleus; adherens junction. The transcript has 24 exons.